Messenger RNA from Diuraphis noxia (Russian wheat aphid), 840 nucleotides. It is a transcript of the gene Manf, whose product is annotated as mesencephalic astrocyte-derived neurotrophic factor. Gene Ontology annotation, cellular component: endoplasmic reticulum. The record is from RefSeq and is a predicted model, not a curated record. NCBI's taxonomy places the organism in Eukaryota, Metazoa, Arthropoda, Insecta, Hemiptera, Aphididae. Gene Ontology annotation, biological process: dopaminergic neuron differentiation; neuron projection development.
AUCCUAUUAUUGUUAUAUAGGUAUUUGAUAAGUUCAAAAUUCGUGAUGUGUCUUUAAAAUAUUAUGUUACCGCUUCAAUGAAAUUAAAAGAUAUUAAUCGUCGUUCGCGGAUUUUUAAAAAUAUCAAAAUAAACUUAAUUAGCAACUAGUUUGAAAUUUAAUCACUAUUUUUGUCUCUAGUAUAUUUUUAUUUUUAAAAAUUAGUAACUUGACAUAAUUCUGAACAUUGUUCUGUAAAAUUUUGUAUGACAAUGGAUAAACACAUAUUGUUCGUAUGUGUAUUUUUCAUUGUUAAUGUAUUUCAAGCACAAUCCCGUACAUUUACUGAAGAAGAUUGUCCUGUUUGUGUGCUAACAAUUGAUAAGUUUUCAAAAUCACUUGAAGGCGAAUUGAAACCAAAAAAUAUUGAAGAAAAAUUCAAGAAUUAUUGUUUAUCUACAAAGAUUGACAAGGAAAAAAGAUUAUGUUACUAUUUGGGUGGAUUAGAAGAUUCUGCAACUGGUAUAUUAAAUGAAGUAUCUAAACCAUUAUCAUGGUCUAUGCCAGCACUUAAAAUCUGCGAACGCCUAAAGAAAAUGGAUGCUCAAAUAUGCGAUAUUAAAUUUGACAAAGAAAUCGAUUGGAAAACAGUCAACUUAAAGAAGAUGAAAGUAAAAGAUUUGAAGAAAAUAUUGGAUAACUGGGGAGAAAUAUGUGAUGGUUGUUUAGAAAAAACAGAUUAUAUCAAGAGAAUUGAAGAAUUAAAACCCUCUUACGUCAAGGAAGAGUUAUAAAUAAUACAAAUUAUUAUUCCAUGCAUUGUAUAAAUUUGCUAACUUUUUUAAUACAAUAUUUGUUUUG